Messenger RNA from Parnassius apollo (apollo), 657 nucleotides. The record is from the annotation of a GenBank genome assembly. Lineage: Eukaryota; Metazoa; Arthropoda; Insecta; Lepidoptera; Papilionidae.
AUGGUUCUGCUGGCACCCUCAGUUAGUGCGAUGAGAGCUCUACUCGGUGUUUGUGAAAAAUUCGCUGUCUCACAUGGUUUACUAUACAAUACCGAAAAGUCGCAUUUCAUGGUAUUUAAGGCUGGCAGUAAAUGUCCUAGUGUGGUACAACCUAUAAAGCUUUAUAAUGAACCGAUAGAAAGGGUCUAUAGUUUUAAAUAUCUUGGACAUAUUGUGACUGACAGCCUUAAAGACGAUGAAGACACUGAAAGAGAACGUAGGGCACUGACGGUCAGGGCGAAUAUGUUGGUGCAUAGAUUUGGUCGCUGCACUGACGCUGUCAAGAUCACGCUUUUAAAAACAUAUUGUGCGUCAUUUUAUUCUUGCAGUCUAUGGACCAACUACACCAAAAAGACUUAUAGUGCCCUACGUACUCAAUACAACAAGGCAUUCAAGGCGCUGUUGCGGCUGCCGCGCUACUGUAGCGCGUCUGCGAUGUUUGCACUGGCGGGUGCGGAUAGUGUUGAUGCAAUAAUACGAAAAAAGACCGCAUCUUUGCUAAACAGAGUGCGCGGCAGCGGCCACAGUGUACUGAGUGAGAUUGCCAACAGUGGGGACUGUCCACUGAUCAAAAAAAUGAUCUCCAGGACCAUGUCCUGCUUAAUAAUUAAAUAUUAA